Messenger RNA from Sarcophilus harrisii (Tasmanian devil), 6738 nucleotides. It is a transcript of the gene SALL2, whose product is annotated as spalt like transcription factor 2. Gene Ontology annotation, cellular component: nucleus. Gene Ontology annotation, biological process: regulation of transcription by RNA polymerase II. The transcript is spliced from 3 exons. Lineage: Eukaryota; Metazoa; Chordata; Mammalia; Dasyuromorphia; Dasyuridae. Gene Ontology annotation, molecular function: RNA polymerase II cis-regulatory region sequence-specific DNA binding; DNA-binding transcription factor activity, RNA polymerase II-specific. The record is from RefSeq and is a predicted model, not a curated record. Bases 188 to 3514 code for a protein of 1108 amino acids.
AGAGAGAGAGAGAGAGAGAAAGAGAGUCAAUUUAUCUUUGUAGAGGAAGAACCUCUGUUUUAGAGUGACCUGCUCUGGGAGAGGCAUCCACUGGCUCCAGACCAAAUUGGGAGACAGGACCAAGUCACCCUUAUUGAAACUAAGUGAACGGUCGCCCCUCCCUUCCCCACCUCUCUCUGGCCUGGGCAUGUCUCGAAGAAAGCAACGGAAACCCCAACAGUUAAUCUCGGACUGCGACGGUUCCACCGCUUCUGAGAACGGUGACACUGGCGACGAGGACCAGCCCCAAGUCUGUGCCAAGUGUUGUGCCCAGUUCACUGAUCCAACUGAGUUCCUCACUCAUCAGAAUACGUGUUGUACUGAACCCCCAGUAAUGGUCAUCCUCGGGAGCCAAGAGAAUUCUAGGUCAAACUCCUCCUCCUCCUCUUCUGAAGCUCGACCAGAAGGCCAAGACAGCCCUCAGAUUAUGGAUACAGAACACAGCAAUCCACCUGAUCCCGGGCCCUCGGUACCCACAGAUACCAGCUGGGGGCCAGAACGGGGCCGAGAAGAAUCUUCAGACCACUUUCUCAUCACCACCACAGGAGCUACUUCAGCUGGUGGUGGUGGGGGCCUGAUUUUGGCCAGCCCCAAGCUGGGAGCAACCCCUUUAGCUUCCGAGUCUACCCCUGCACCUCCUCCACCACCACCUCCUCCCCCUCCUCCUGGAGCAGGUAGUGGUCAUUUGAACAUCCCCUUGAUACUUGAGGAACUCCGGGUCCUGCAGCAGAGACAGAUCCAUCAAAUGCAGAUGACAGAGCAGAUCUGCCGUCAAGUGCUCCUGCUGGGUUCCUUGGGUCAAUCAGUGGGUGCUACUGCCAGUCCCUCAGAACUACCUGGUACAGGUGCAACUACAUCUUCCAAGACCCUGCUACCCCUCUUCAGUCCCAUCAAGCCUGGCCAAGCAAGUAAAACACUUACACCAUCUUCUUCCUCUUCCUCCUCUUCCACCUCUGGGACAGAAGUACCUAAGCCAGCCUUCUUCCACCUUUAUCACCCACUGGGGACACAGCACCCCUUUUCUAGCAGCACGGUGGGGCGAAGCCACAAAACCACCCCUACUCCAAACCCUUCCCCAGCACUGCCAGGCACCACCGACCAAUUGAUCACCUCUCCCCACCUGGCAUUCCCUGGUACCACAGGAUUGCUGGCAGCGCAGUGCUUGGGGGCAGCCCGGGGCUUGGAAGCAGCAUCUUCCCCAGGUCUUCUGAAACCGAAGAAUGGGAGUGGUGAGCUGGGCUAUGGAGAAGUGAUGGGCCCUUUAGAGAAGCCUGGUGGGCGACACAAGUGCCGCUUCUGUGCCAAGGUAUUUGGUAGUGACAGUGCCCUACAGAUCCACCUUCGCUCUCACACGGGUGAGAGACCUUACAAAUGCAACGUCUGUGGCAACCGCUUCACCACCAGAGGCAAUCUAAAGGUCCAUUUCCACCGCCACCGAGAAAAGUACCCUCAUGUACAAAUGAACCCACACCCAGUACCAGAACACCUGGACUACGUCAUUACAGGUAGUGGUCUCCCCUAUGGUAUGUCCGUGCCUCCAGAGAAGGCUGAGGAGGAAGCUACUUCAGGGGGUGCUGAACGUAAGCCACUGUCAGCUUCAGCCACAGCACUCACUGCCACGGAGAGCCUAACCCUGCUCUCCACCUCUGCAGGCACGGCCACAGCUCCAGGGCUCCCAGCCUUUAACAAGUUUGUGCUCAUGAAGGCAGUGGAACCAAAAAACAAAGCAGAUGAGAACACCCCACCUGGAAGUGAAGGCUCAGCUGUUGCUGGAGGAGCAGAAACUGGUACGGCAACUAGGAUGCAACUGAGUAAACUAGUAACAUCUUUACCUAGCUGGGCCCUGCUGACCAACCAUUUCAAGAGCACUGGUGGCUUCCCUUUCCCAUAUGUGCUAGAACCCUUGGGGGCUUCCCCUUCAGAGACCUCCAAGUUGCAGCAAUUGGUGGAAAAGAUUGAUGGCCAGGGAGCUGUCGGGGCCGUCUCGACUGCCUCAGGGGCCUCUACCACCUCUGCCCCUGCAGUGUCUUCUUCAUCCUCCUCAGGCCCCAACCAGUGUGUUAUCUGCCUUCGAGUGCUGAGUUGUCCCCGAGCCUUACGACUCCAUUAUGGGCAGCACGGCGGGGAGAGACCCUUCAAAUGCAAAGUGUGUGGUAGGGCCUUCUCUACUCGGGGCAAUCUUCGGGCCCACUUUGUAGGUCAUAAAGCUAGUCCAGCUGCCCGGGCCCAAAACUCUUGCCCCAUUUGCCAGAAGAAGUUCACUAAUGCUGUCACUCUGCAGCAGCAUGUCCGUAUGCACCUGGGUGGGCAGAUCCCCAAUGGGGGCACCAUGCUGCCUGAAGGUGGGGUAGCUACAAAGGAAAGCGGAGCCGAACAGCCUUCGCCACAAGUGGCAGGAGUCUUCUCACAGCAGCAGCAGCAGCAGCCACCGCCACCACAGCAGCAGGGAUCCCCAGAGGAGGAACUGUCUGAAGAAGAGGAGGAGGAGGAAGAAGAAGAGGAGGAAGAUAUAACAGAUGAGGAUUCCUUGGCAGGGAGGGGCUCAGAGAGUGGUGGUGAGAAGGCUGUUUCCAUGAGGGGGGAUUCAGAAGAAGCAUCUGGUCCAGAGGAUGAGGCAGCAAUCUCAACAGCAGCAGCAUCUGGAAAGGAGAUGGACAGUGGUGAGAAUCUGGCCCAACAACCUUCCCUGCCUUUAGUUGGCAACCUGGAGGAACCUCAGCCCACAGAGCAUGGAAGCAGUGAACCUACAGGAGGCAUUGAGGGGGAUGGACAAGCAGAGGGGAAUAGCAGCCCAACUUCAUUGCUCUCUCCAGAAGGAGAAGUAGUCAGUGCUGUCAUAGCAGAGGGACAAGGCAUGCAGGAGGCCAGAAGGAAAGAGCAUGGGGAGAGCAUGAGCAGCAGCAGUAAGAGGUCCUGUGGUGUAUGUGGCCAGUCCUGUCCCAGCCAGGCAGCCCUGGAGGAGCAUCACAAGGCCCACAGCAAGGAAGGCUCACUCUUCACCUGCAGCAUCUGCAAGCAGGGCUUCCCUGAGCGGGCCACCCUCAAGAAGCACAUGCUGCUGGCACACCAUCAGGUGCACCUGAGCACCCACGUUUGGAAUUGCAGCCCAGCCCAAAGGGGCCGGCAUCUGUCCCUGGAGGGCCCCAUGCCCCUCCUCUCUGGUGGCCGGGUCAAGCUACAGGACUUCCUGCCCCAGGACGUCCCUGCCCAGUUGGUGGGGGUGGGCCCCCUAUCUUUCUGGAACCAGUACACAGCUUUCCUGUCAAGUGGCCUGGCCUCUAAACCCCCGGGUUCCAGCUCCACCUCUGCCACCACUGCUGCCCUGGCAACACCUGCCCUGUUUGGUCCAGGAACUGUGUCUGGGAAGUCAUCUCCAGCAGUAGGAUCCAGCGAGGCCAAGAAGACCACCCCCCUCAUAUUCCAGCCUCCUGCAUCCAAAACUGUACCUCAGAACCCAGGCAGAGAAGAGAAGUAACAAACUGCAGUGCCCCUCAACCCUAUUCCAGAAGGUGCCAGCAGUUUGCAGUGGUUCGUGGCUUAGCACGGUGGGAUGAGAAGACAUGAAGGGCAUGCUAACCCACAGGUCUCGAGAGCCACAUUUCAGCAAAGCAGCCUGGUGGGUAUGGCAGGACAUAUCAGCCUGCCUUCUCCUGACUGUGGCCUCACAGAGGCAUUGGAGAAUGGCAAGCUUCUCAUCUUGAAGCUUUCCCAAUGUAGGGUUUGGGGGUGCAAAUUUGACUCAUUUCUGGAAGGAGCAGUUUAGUUGAGGGUUUAGGGUGGGUGGUUCAUAUACAGGGACAUGAGGGUAAUAAGAAGAACAUUGGACCUGAUAUGAACUCUUGUCAUUCUGGAUUUGGGAUACGUAUCUGAAGGAGGGAGUCUCAAUCCAGAUUGCAUGGCUCUAGAGAAUGUUUGACUAUAGUAAUGACACAAGGUGCAACAGUGCACAGAGGGCAGUGUAACAAGUCCCCUUAAACUGGUAUGUUUCCAGUUUAUUAGAUUUCUCCCCUUCCCCUGGAUCCCACUUUUCUCCUAAUACCCUUCUUCUCUCUAAACUCUUCCUCUUCCCCAUGGACCAUGGACCAGGGCUUGUGUCUUCAUCACUAUCUGGCUGUCUCAGAGACCCAGACUUUGGAGACCAGCUCCUGGAGAUGUAUGCCCUUCUCCUUCCUCCUGUAACAGACGAGAUGUAGUAUUUACUCUUAACAUAGGAUCAUGUGGAAACGACCUCCAGAAGAAGAGUAGUUAUCAGGAGUCCUGCCAUCGAGGGAUGUGAAUGGCAGCUUCUUCUUUAAAACUGUAGGCCCCAGAGAUUCCUAACAUAGUGAAAUAUGCAGGGCAGACAGGGGAGAUAUUAGUGUCUUUCUCUCUAUCAUUAAAGGUGUUUUGACCUGCAUUUGUGUUGUUUGCUCCUUAUAAUUCAGAUUGUUUAGCACAAGCAGUCUAUGUGCCCUACCACUCACUGAACUUUCCCUCUCCCCUUCUGGUCUACAGUUCUUUGCCUGAAUUGAGCAUGUGGUAUUAAUGUUGCAUAUGUCCAAUCUUAAAACUAUUAUAACUUCUAGAAUAGGAAUGUUCCCUCUCUCUAUCUUAGCCUUAAAAGGUAGGAAAUUUUCAUUCCCUGUUCUUUCCCAUCUCAGGUGUUUUCUUUGCCAUUAUACAAAUCUAGGACCUUCUGACAUUCUGUAUGGAAAGGGGGCUAUCUUAUUACAGUUAUCUGAUUUAUCCCCAAACCUCUAGUUGUUAUUAGGUCAGCUAAAGGAGUCAAGAAGGUGAACUUGAUUCUCUUAUUUCUUGAAAUAAAGAGAUAGAAAUAAAGAAACCAAAAAAACCUAUGAAAUUAUGUGAAAUAAAUUAAUGAUUUAUAAAUAAGUGGCUUUACUCCUACUGCUUCCUCACAAAAUAAUGGGGUAUCUCCAAGGCUAUUGAGUGGGGUAGAGGGCAGAGGCACCUCAUGGCCAGGAUGAAGUAGAUAUUUUCUACCCCAGUCUCAGGGUAAAGUCCAAAUUCUGAUUUGGAGGAAUUAUUGAAACAUUUUUUGACUUCAUUGCCUUGCUUCACCAGAGAGAAUCUCCAGGUCUCUAAGUGGGCAUUUGAAGUAUACUUCAGAUUUAAGUAGGAGCUCCUGUUGUGAGGCCAGCUCCAAGACAAAGGGGAAGGAGGUGAGUAAAUCUAUUCUUUGCUUAAGCUCAGGCCUAAGCAAUGAAUAGGUAUUGGAUUCCAGUUGGCCUCACCGGAGCUGUAUUAUUUCCUUUUAAAAAUACAACUGGUGAAUGGAAAAGACCAGGAGUCCCAUGAGGUCCAGAAUAAGGAAAUGGCUCCUGUCUCUUUAAUUCCUGGCAAAGCUUUGUAUGUCUCUUGUUCCUUUCCUCUUUCAUUCUCUCUAAGGAAGGAGGUGGGUCAACAGCCCCUUCCAUUCUCUCUGCUUUCCCCAUUCCCAUUGGUUACAGAUAAUGUUAUUUAACUAAUUAAACCUGACUUGCCCUCUGUUGAGGUGCCAGCUCUCAUGGCAACAGCUGUCUGUGAGGCUUCUAUUGAUGGACACUUCCUUACUUCAGGUCAGUUUUAAUCCCAGCAAAGCUCUCUUUCUGCUUCCCCACCCCCUCUCCCACUGUUCUAUUUUACUUUUCUCCUCUGUUAGCUUCUUCAUUCUUCAAGCCAUUUUUCCCUUCACUCAUUCUCUUCUUCCUUUCUAUUCUAUCUUCCCACCCUCUACUGUUAUUUCAGCCCAGUCCUUUUCUAUAUCUUCAGCUUUACCUUAUUCCUUCUCUCCAUGAGUUAUUUUCCUCACUUCCCCCUUCCAACUCCUUUCUCACAGUUUUUUUGUUUUUUUUUUAAUCUAGUCAGCCCUUUGGAAAGUGUGUGUUCCCUAAUUUAGUGACCUGGGUGAGUGAAUGACUGAAACUUAUAAAGCUUAUAUUGUUUCUUAUCUAUCCAGAGAAUCUUUUUUAAAAAAUCAAAUAAUCAGAAUUAAAAAUCAAAGUAAUGAUAGAGCAUAUAAUGAAGAAACAGGGUUGUGUCUUUCAGAUGGAUAUGUUUAAAAAGAAAAAUAAAGACAUAUACUGUACUUGAUAUUGGCACAGUUGUAAAGAAUUCUAUAUGCUACAGAAUGGCAAAAAUAAGAUAGAGAAUAGCUUCUGAGAAAAAUGGAAAGAGCAGAAAACAAUAAGACAUUUCUAACCCCUUAUUAGGGCACACCUACCCUGGUUCCUGUUGCUCCAGAAAGAUAUAUAUAUUAAUUCAGAAAUGUGUUUCCAUGGAUUGAACUUCCCCUUUAUAUCCUACGCACUCUAGCAUUCCCAUCUUCAGGAAACAGCACAAAGCAAUGAAAGAGUACUGAAUUUGGCAUUGGGGAACCUGAAUUUUAUGCCACUCCCUACCCAUGUGAUUUUCUUCUGUUUCUCAUAUGUACAACAAGGGUAUUGGACUAGAUGGCCUUUACCAACUCUUCAAAUUCUAAAUCUUUGCUCCUAUGAUGAGCAUCUGCUCCAGAUAAAAUUGCCUCUUAAAGAUUCCUCUUUCACCUAAAACUACUAAAUCUUUGAAGAAAGAUAAAUCCCUAGUAUUAUAUUUUCUCUUUUGAUGAAUCUAUUACUGAGAUUUCUUCCACCAUCCACAAAAAUUCCCUCCCUUAGAACAUAUUAGCUCUCAUUGCCUUCUAGCCUUUGAAUCAAUCAAUAAACAUUUAUUUAGCUCCUA